Aspergillus steynii IBT 23096 is the source of this 846-nucleotide messenger RNA. RefSeq lists its product as uncharacterized. Gene Ontology annotation, cellular component: cell cortex of cell tip; plasma membrane. Gene Ontology annotation, biological process: fungal-type cell wall organization. The coding region runs from base 1 to 846 and encodes 281 amino acids. NCBI's taxonomy places the organism in Eukaryota, Fungi, Ascomycota, Eurotiomycetes, Eurotiales, Aspergillaceae. The record is from RefSeq and is a predicted model, not a curated record. The transcript has 3 exons.
AUGUCCCCUCCGCGAUAUGCCCCGGCGCAGGUCAGCCUGCCUCGUCUGCUCCCGAGCGUCACCUCCUUUCUUACCUUUAUCCUGGGAAUGCUGCUCUUGUUCGCCGGCACGCAGCGUCAAUUCCUGCCUGAAGCAGAUCUGCUUACGUUGAAUUUGCCCGAUACUGACAAGCCAGACGGCGUCCCCGACUUCUUCAAGGUGUAUCUCCUCGCCUAUUGCCAAGGAACCAACGAGGAGUGCCUGACGGAGGACACCAACACGACCAGCAUCGUGACCAAACUGACGGACUGCUCGGACCGCGAUCUGCUAUUCAGCUUCAAUCCCGGCGAUGCCGUCGCCACGGCGUUGGGACUGUCCCCGGACGACCCUCUGCCCGGCAUGGAGUGGCCCGGCUGGAUCGACGACGACUUCGACGCGAUAGGGACGACUGCCCAGGCCAUGUCGGUGCUCUACGUGAUCGGGACGACGGGUGCUGGCGUGUCCAUCGCGGUGAGCCUGUGGACGACGUGGAGCGCGUCGCCGCUCUCGCCACCGUCGACGAUCCAGUUUCUCGUGUUGUUGACGAGCAUGGUCAGUCUCGGUAUCGCGUCCAUCAUUGCGAACAUCAUCUCCACGCAGUUCGUCAGCCUGAUCAACAACUCCGGAGAAGGCCCAGGUAUCACGGCUGAUCACGGUAAGGCCUUUCUGGCGCUUUCCUGGACGGCCAUGGGCUUCCAAUCCCUGGGCACGGCGGCCAGUCUCAUCUCCAUUCUGGUUUAUCGCGCCAAACAUUGUAGAUGUGACUGGGACGAGGGAUCCGCGGCAUCUCCGGACAUGGGGGAGCACAAGCCAUUGGUGGAGGGAUAA